AUGGACUCGGAGCUGAAAGGGUGGAUGGAGCGCAUCGAGGAGCUCCGUCGUAUGUCUUGGGGACACUCCUCGGAGCAGCCCACGCAAAUCACCGAAUGGCUCUAUGUCGGGGGCAACUUGAGAAGCCCUGAAGCAUGGUCGAAGUGGUUUGCUGAGCACCCAUCCUUGACGCAUGUCGUGAACUGCGCCGCGAAGGACGUGCGGUAUGCUGUCAAUGACUCCAUUUCGCUUCUGAAGCUUGAAGCUGUGGAUGAGGAGGGCUUUGAUUUGUUCUCUUUUUGGCCGCUGGUGAAGAGUCACGUCGCGGAAGCCAAAGCUGUCUUGUUUCACUGCCAAGCUGGCAUCAACCGCAGUGCAGCCUUGGCAGUCGCCGCUUUGUGUGUCCACGAGCAGCGGCCCUUCCUUCGGGUGCUUCGUGAUUCGUUGCAAAGGCGGCCGGGGAUGCUACAAAAUCGAAGCUUCAAGCGCCAGCUAAUCCAUUGCAUCCGCACGGAAGGACUACUUGAUUCUGAAGCUGACCUCGACUGGUGGAGUGCCGAGGUUGAGCACUACCAGAAGCAAGUGCAUCAAGUGUUCCAGCUCUUCGCUCAAGACAAUAGUGCAGACUUUGACCUAUUUAAGGAGCUAUUGCAUGAAGUAGGCGAGACGGCGAUAGAGGACCAUUGGCAUCGCAUGAAGAUGCACAGGCCUCUUCUUCCUCUUGCUGGCGGAACCAUUGCGGACGCUGUGGACGAGGCUUCUGCUGAGCGCUGGUUCCGCUCGGAUGCACCAGAAGUCUUUGAGAAGCUGAUUGGGAAGCUGUCGGAAGGAGAUGCUAGUUCACGUUGA
Durusdinium trenchii is the source of this 828-nucleotide messenger RNA. NCBI's taxonomy places the organism in Eukaryota, Dinophyceae, Suessiales, Symbiodiniaceae. The record is from the annotation of a GenBank genome assembly.